AAAAAAACAGCAAUAAAAACAAAAAUAAAAUAAAAGGUAAUUCCCUUCUUUGAAUCUUGAUCUUGCAGAGGAUCAUAUUUGACACAGAAGGGAAUUUCUCGUUUUCUUAUUUUUAGGGGAAUUCUGAAUUUGUUCCCCUUCACGAUUUCGGAAUUCUUAGAAAUUGCGGUCGAUUUCGCGUUAAAAUUUCUGGAUUCAGAUAAAAAAAUUUCGGAAAAGAUGACAAUGGGAGAGCUUCUCCGUAUUCAGCCUUCAGAGCUAAAAUUCCCAUUUGAAGUGAGGAAGCAGAGUUCAUGUGCUCUGCAGUUGGCUAAUAGGACAGAUCAGUAUGUGGCGUUUAAGGUUAAGACAACCAAUCCAAAAAGGUAUUCCGUUCGGCCGAAUGUUGGUGUUGUUUUGCCCUGUUCUGUGUGCAAUAUCACAGGUGAAAAGCCCUAUGAUCAAUCUAAACAUUCUCUUAUUUUAUUGUCUUUAAUUGUUUUCUUCUUUUGUGGUUUUGUGUUUUUAGUUACUAUGCAAGCACAUAAGGAGGCUCCCCCUGAUAUGCAAUGUAGGGAUAAGUUUCUAGUUCAGAGCGUUAUUGUUCCGAAUGGCACAACAACUAAGGAUAUAAACCAGGAAAUGUUCAACAGGGAGGGUGAAAAGUUUGUCGAUGAGUUCAGAUUAAGGGUCAUUUUCAUUCCUGCAAACCCUCCCUCCCCAGUACCCGAAGAAGAUGAAGAAUUGAGUUCACCUGGAACAUCUUCAGCUGAGGAUGAAAUAAAAAAUUCUUCAUUGUCUGAACCUGAACGGUCUGCUGUCCUAAAGUUGAAAGACGAGAAAGCUUCUGUUAAUAUACAAAAUGAUAAGCUCCUCGGCGAAUUGGAAUCCAUGAGGAAACAAACUGGACAAGGGAGAUUUGGAUCCGUUUUCAUACUUAUAGUUGGGCUAAUUCUCGGAAUAUUGGUGGGAUACUUUCUCAGGAUACAAGUGCCUACACUGCAGUAAGGUUUGGUCUUUGUUCAGAUGUCAUACAUUUGCUCACCGGAAUCUCUUUCAGCCUUGUCCUUAGUAGAGACUUUAGGCUUAUUAUUUAAUUUUUCGCAGGAAGAUAUUGGCUUUCUGUUAUGUAGUACCAAAUUUUGGUAUCUGAUUCUUUUAGAAAACAUCGACAUACAAAAUGUCUUGGUUCAUUCAGCCUGACCUUAAUGAAAUAGGUGAAGGUGACGUGCUUUUUUAAAGCCUAGAAUUGUUGUGGCCUCUCAAAAUCGUUGUGAAUGUUGAUAAAAUUCAUUUUGUAAAAUUGCUGCAGUUUUUGUUAGAUA
Molecule: messenger RNA, 1304 nt
Organism: Salvia splendens (bonfire salvia)
Lineage: Eukaryota; Viridiplantae; Streptophyta; Magnoliopsida; Lamiales; Lamiaceae
Product: vesicle-associated protein 1-3-like
Exons: 6
Coding region: 220-987 (255 amino acids)
Biological process (GO): endoplasmic reticulum membrane organization
Cellular component (GO): endoplasmic reticulum membrane; plasma membrane
Source: RefSeq, a predicted model, not a curated record